Mesorhabditis spiculigera is the source of this 591-nucleotide messenger RNA. Lineage: Eukaryota; Metazoa; Nematoda; Chromadorea; Rhabditida; Rhabditidae. The record is from the annotation of a GenBank genome assembly.
AUGUUGGUGCUCGCCUGUUUCAACGGGGCUCAUCUCGUUCGACAACUUUUUCGAAAAUCGUUUCGACCCACGGCUAGAGAAGGAGCACCUCUUUGUCGUCGCCGCCAACAUCUUGUUGAAGCUUUUCCUGUACUUGAUUUGCUUGUGAAGACAGAUAUUCUAACGAAUUCUACGGCCCUGGUCUUUGCGCUAUUGACGGCGUAUGUUAACCAGAUUUGCGACAUAUUCGGCGCGGUCAUCAUCUUCGUGUUGAUCAUCUACAAUUGGCUGCCGAUUUUGCUGGUGAAUUCGAACAAAAUCCAGGGCAUCCAGGCUUCUGACUGGAGGGUGGCGGCUGUGAAAGAGGCUCUUGCCGAAGUUGACGGCUGUCAAAUACAGGAUUUUCUGGUGUAUCACGCUGGAGAAGGGUGUGUGGCUGAGGUUCGUUGUGCAAAAACGGGUGCUACAGAUCUUCGAGGAGCCAUUACUGCCAAACUGCAAGAAUUGGACUGGGUUAGGGCUGUUUUUGUGCAGAUCAUCGAUGAGAAAAACGAGAAGCUCACCGCGGACCGCCGAUGUUCCAACACGACGGCAAUCGGUUACAUCGGACGA